Dicrocoelium dendriticum is the source of this 1167-nucleotide messenger RNA. The record is from the annotation of a GenBank genome assembly. NCBI's taxonomy places the organism in Eukaryota, Metazoa, Platyhelminthes, Trematoda, Plagiorchiida, Dicrocoeliidae.
AUGAAGGGUGCCCGCGAAUUUAUCACUCCCACAUCCUUUUCUGGACUUUUCUACAGCCUACCCCAAAGUCCACAGCAGUUUAAGCAAUUGUUAAUGGUAGGUGCUGUCGAUCGAUAUAUGCAAGUCGCUCGUUGUUUCCGCAACGAACCAUCACGCUCCGAUCGCCAGCCGGAAUUUACUCAGCUUGAUCUAGAAAUGGCCUUUGCAAAUUCCGACGACGUCAUGAACAUUAUUGAAGAAAUGUUGGUUGCAGUGUGGCCUCUAAUCAAUGUUAUGCGAUCUGAUUCCACUGUGCCUGACUUGCCAUUGCCACGUAUGAGUUACCAAUUUGCGAUGGCUCACUAUGGGUCCGAUAAGCCAGAUAUUCGCUUUGAUCUCCGCUUCUGUGAGCCCACUCGUUGUGGGUAUGUUGGAUUCAAGGUUCACGGCACGGACGCCUCGAAAUUUACCAAAUCCGAGUUGAAGAAGCUCCUUGACGAAGUUAACCGUGAUACCGAAGACGGCGUAUCUUUUCUUGAGGUCGCCUCUUGUCCGCCUCACUUGCAAGAGCUCUUGGAUGCUCUGAAGCCAGAUUCUUGCGAUAUCAUUCUGUUCGUGCGUGGUUCUGAAGAUAAGCUGCUCACAGCACUCGGAAAUACUAGAACCAAUUUAGCGCGGUUGCUCUACGCUAAAGGUGUCCCUAUUUACAAUCCCGGGUUGCACUUCUUGUGGAUUUACGAUUUUCCCUUGUUCAGGCGCAAUGAAUGCGGUGAUUGGGAGUGUGUUCAUCAUCCCUUCACGGCUCCAACUUCUGAAACCUUACACUUUGUUUACUGUGACCCGUCCAGAGUGGUUGCGCAACACUACGAUUUGGUUUGCAACGGAAACGAAGUUGGCGGUGGUUCCAUCCGUAUCCAUGACGCCUCCUUACAGCAGUACAUUCUUUCCACUAUCCUUAAGGAGGACACACGGCAAAUGGAAUAUUUUAUAACUGCUUUGAAGUCAGGGGCCCCUCCUCACGGAGGCAUUGCGUUGGAUCGUUUGAUUGCCUUGAUACUAAACACGAACUCCAUCCGGGAUGUCAUCGCCUUUCCAAAAGCGGCAGACGGUUAUGACCUCAUGUGUGGUGCCCCAUCCAAAGUACCCGAUGAAGAUCUUAAACAUUACAGAAUUACCCUAACUAAGUGA